GACACCAUUGCUCCCGCCGAGGCUGUUCAAGCCGCACGCGUGCCCGGCUCAACCGAAAAAAAAAGAAUACUCUAAAUUCAAAAUAUAAAAUUCUAAGUUCAAAAAAGCGCGCAAUAGUGCGUUGUUUGGAUUUAUAUAUAUUUUUUUUUUAAUUCGUUCGCAAACAUGGAGAAAUGGCAAGUGCUGCUGAUUUUGGCCGCCGUCGUCGCAUCGGGCACCUCCAAUACAAACAUGUUCGGCGGCCGGUGCUCGCGGCAGGACCCCAACGUUGACUCGUGUCUCCUGCGUAGCUUCAACUCGCUCGUCGACUACCUCAAGGGCGGAGCACCCGAGUUCGGCAUUGAAGAGGCGGAGCCAAUAAUCAUAGAUGAGCUGUCAAUCGCUCUGGGUGGCGGACCAGACGGGUACCGCGCCAGCUUCAAGGACAUCCACGCCACUGGCGUCUCCAACAUGACCAUCACCAACGUCAGGUCGGACCUGGAGACCCAUCAGUUCCAGCUGACUUUGUUCGGCCCGCACAUCAGCGCGCGCGCACGUUACCGCUCCUCCGGCGUACUACUGCUGGUGCGCGCGUCCGGCGGCGGCGACUACUGGGGCGAGUACGAUGGCGUGAAGGCGAAGGUGUACUUCCGCGGUGCGCCGUACGAACGCGACGGCCGCACCUACCUGAAGCUGCAGCAACUCAAGCUGGACUUUUCCGUCAAGGACAUCCAGAUGGGAGUCGAGAAUCUGCACAAUGGAAACGCUGUUCUGCAGGCAGCUCUGAACCUGUUCAUCAACACCAACGCCCAGGAACUCCUCAAGGAGAUGAAGCCGGAGCUGAAGAGAGACCUGGCUGAGAAGAUGUCCCGGUUUUUGGAGCGGAUUCUCGAGCACAUACCUUACGACGACUGGAUCGUCGACUAAAUUGUUCUACCCACUCAUGUUUACAUUCAGCCACUACCGCUGCACCUUCCGCAACCCGCUUCACUUCUACGGAAAUGCGCGAGUGUUUACAUUCUGCUGCAAAUAAGCGAGAGCGCUUAAGUUCUUUGAUACAAACAUACUCUCACACCCGUAAUCCGUAAUAUGACAAACAGGGACGCAAAUUAUUAGAAGACAACUUGCAGCCAAUUUUCAUAGAAAGUCCUAAGAUAGACAUGGUGAACUGAAUGGUGAAAGUAUAAUAGCAAAGGUCCAUCAUAUAGGUCCCUUGACUUCUGAACAAAAACCACUAAACUAACCAGGGGAGCGACAGUGCUAAAUGGCAUGACGAGUACCAUAUAAUAUACACACUCGUACUGCCCAUUUUCCUGCUAACUUUCUAAGUGUGCGGAAUGUAACGUGAGGUUCCGCUAGAUGGUGCUGUGAGGUGCUACUGAACUAAACCGUGAAACGGUGCUAGUGUAGGUUGUAGUGUCAUCCAGAUCAUUGUCAUUUUCAUCAUCAUCACUCAUAGAGCUUCAUUCAUCAUUGCAUAGAGCAACUCGGACCUCCGCCGUCAUCGUCAUGCUUUUACUGUACCGCGUGUAACGCACGUCCUGUCAACAUCAUCAUCAUCACCCCAUUUACUUUCCUCGCCGUACAAAAAUGACUGAUUUCUUCCAAACUUUACGAACUAUUCAUUAAAUUAUAUAAUUUUUCUCAUCAUCAUCAUUGCCAACAUUAUUGUCAUCCGAUUUUCAUGCCCGUUAUUUAGUCUCAAAAUAAAUCUUGAUUAAGUACGUUCUUAAUAUAAGGACUAUGUAAUUCUCAAACUGUAAACAAACAACAAAAAAAUGUAAAAAAACGUCUUUUUCAUACUCAAAUUUACCAAUAUCGAAAUGUACCAAUAUUGAAAUCUUUUUGCAUGCAUAAGUACAAGUAUAAAUAGUAAACUUUAAUACAAAUUUAAGUCGCGAAUGAAUCCUCAAGGAGGGAGGUUCCAGGCUACAUUCCAAAAAAAAAUUUAGAUGGCGCUGUAAAAAAUUGUCUUCGUUUAACCUUAUUUUUUAUUUAUUUGUUUGUACACAAUAAAACAGACACAAGAAACAUACAAAGAAAACAGAUAGUACAGGCAAGCUUAUCUCUAAACAAAGAGAUUUCUUCCAGCUGACCUACGUGACAAGAGAGACUUUCAACGUAUAAUAUUAUAUAGAUAGACAUUCAUACGCGUACAAAAUAUUUAGAAAUUACUUAAUUACUUAUACUAAUAUAAAACAAAAUAUUAACCUAAACCUACAAACCACAUUUAAAUAAAUUAUAUAAUAUAUAUUUCAUAAAUAUAUUAUAAACAUAUUAUAUACUUUCUAUAUUGGUUUAUAAAUAUACACACUAAAUACAAUAUAUAUACCUAAAUAAAUAAGUAAAUGCAUACAAAUACAGCUAAUGCAACUCAACCUUCUACUUUUACAGAUUCAAUUCAAUUCAAUUCUUUAUUUGGGGAACGUAGCCUGAAGAGUCCCUCAUUUAUGUACAGUCAUGAGCAAUAUAAUGUACCCACUUUUGGACUCUGUCGCACUAACAUAUUUGACAUUUAGUGAGACGUACAGUUCAAUUUGUCAAAAAAGUUAAUGUGACAUGCUACCAAAGUGUACUUAUACAUAUUCAUGCUCGUGACCGUAGAUCACCGCAUUUUGAUACGCAUGAACAAUUAUCGUUUGAGUUAAGAAAGUUGAUAAACAAACCCAGUGGAUUCGUGAUAUUUAUAAUUUGAUCCAGUUGCUCAAUUACUGAAUGUGACAGUUUAUAUAGUCUGGCAAAAUUGAGCGGAGUAAAAAAAAAUAUUCUGGUACAUCUGGUAAUACAUUUGAUUGAAUAAUUUUCUACCAGUCUUUUUCUUAAAAGGAAAACUAAAAUUCACUCAAUAUGGAUCGUUUACGCCCUAUGCCAGACUAUAAUUUAGUUAUAAGUUAUUUAUUUAGGAGGAACUAGUUGGACUGUGGGAUAUUUGAUACUUUUGGUAAGUUUAUAGAUAAGCAUAAUUAUAAUGUAAUUUGU
Pectinophora gossypiella (pink bollworm) is the source of this 2958-nucleotide messenger RNA. Its product is annotated as protein takeout. The transcript is spliced from 6 exons. Lineage: Eukaryota; Metazoa; Arthropoda; Insecta; Lepidoptera; Gelechiidae. The coding region runs from base 166 to 906 and encodes 246 amino acids. The record is from RefSeq and is a predicted model, not a curated record.